Penicillium verrucosum is the source of this 1503-nucleotide messenger RNA. RefSeq lists its product as uncharacterized. The transcript is spliced from 3 exons. Lineage: Eukaryota; Fungi; Ascomycota; Eurotiomycetes; Eurotiales; Aspergillaceae. Bases 1 to 1503 code for a protein of 500 amino acids. The record is from RefSeq and is a predicted model, not a curated record.
AUGCGGUACUCAAUUGCACUGACCGCGGUUGCGUUCUUGCCAGCGGUACAGAGUGCGGCUGCGAGUUCAACCCUACAUCGUCGGUGCGGGUUUGUCAACGACUUCUACCAUCAACAACCCGACGACUACAAUUAUUACGGAACGGGUGACUGGUUGAACUACUGGUGGGACGGUAACACGGAUGGAUGGAAAGACCAGGAUGGCUUCGUCAAAGCAUUCGGCCACUGGGGACUGGGCAACUUCAAUUUCAACUGCCACGACGAUGGUUCGGACAGUAAUUGCGAGGUCGGCAGUAAAAUCUGUGAUAAUGAAGUUCUCAAUAGCAAAGGGGAUGAGGCCCGCCAGACCUUCUAUGUGCUGACUUCUAUCUCGAAUUUGCAUGCAUAUUUCAAACGCGUCUCAGAGGCGUUGACUACUGCCGGUAUCGGCGCGGCUUUGAGCAAGGAUAACUGGGCUCAAACAUUUUAUGACUUUGAGAAGGAUGAGAGUGCCUUGGUUCUGAAAGAGGUUCUUAGCGGCGUUGCCACAAUCACGGGAAUGGUUCUUGGUCUUGCGGCACUUCCUGCUGAGGCUGCAAUCGGAGCGGCUGGGGCUGUUAGUGGGGCUUUCAUUGGCGGUGCGCUAGGUGGCACAAAUCUCGCGCUGGAUAGCCAUCAAGAUGAUACGUUCGAGAAAGCCGCAGAUCUGGGUGGCAUCCUCGGUAGCAUCUUCACGGAUACUCAGAAGGCCCUCACGCAGCAGAACGACGAUUUGAUGGAUGGCAAGAUUGUUAAUGAUCAUGAUAUCCGCUCCUACCUUGCGGACGGUAUGAUGAUGACGGAAGACAACAAGUGGAAUAAGAACAUGAUUGUCGACGCCCUUAAUGCCCAGCUGAUCGGCAUUUCUAUCAACCAGUUGUGGCGCCAACAGCGUGUCUUCAUCAUGGGUGGUGGUGCCUGCGGUGACGGACAGGGAAUUGGCGACGGACCCCAGGACACUAUGGUCUGUCGUGACGGCAAAGCCUGGUACCUCUACUACUGGGCCAUCCCCGGUGAUCGGCCGAAGACUGGACAGGGGCAGUUCGGCUAUGUGACAUUCCCUCCCGGUGCACAGGUUAUGGGCAAGGGUGACUACAAUGGUGUGACAGUUCAGGAUGUGAUCAACUCUUCUUUGGACGCGUGGAAUACUGCCGGUAACAACUACGACGAAGACGCCCGCAAGAACCGCGCUGAGGAGGCUGUGCAGGAGGGUUGGGCAAACCCAGCGGCUCAAGGUGCCUCUUGGGAAGGAAUCUUUACCAUUCCCGUCUGUGAUGUAGGAUGGGCUGUUGAUGGAGACUUGGAAAGGAAGGAUUGGGUUUUGCAACCCUACAGUAAAGACUCGCGCCCCAACUGGUGUGGUUCUAUCUGUGAGGGCGAUCACCAGAAGACCGUGGACUUUAUCAAUACUGCUCAGCUGGAUGGAGUUCAAAGCCCUAUUUACCAAUGUGGCUUGUACAAGGACUAUGACUCCAAGCUAAACUGA